AUGCCAAUUAUCCAUUUGUUUCUCUCAUUUUACAAUGCCUUCUCUUUUUUUCCCCAAAGGUGCCUAUGCCACAUGGAACCACAGAAUGUAACAUCUAUCUCUGAAUUCCUUCUCCUGGGCCUCUCAGAUGAUCCCGAUUUGCAAACUCCCCUCUUUGGAAUCUUCUUAUCCAUGUAUUUGGUCAUCAUACUUGGUAACCUGCUCAUUAUCCUGGUCGUAAUCUCUGACAGCCAACUGCACAUCCCCAUGUACUUUUUCCUCUCCAAUCUGUCCUUGACUGACAUUGGCUUUACUUCCUCCACAGUCCCAAAGAUACUUACUGAUCUUCACACACACCUCAGAAGCAUCCCUUAUACCGCCUGUCUAAUUCAGUUAUCUUUGUUAUAUUUUUUUGGGUGUAUGGACAGUCUUCUACUCACUGCAAUGGCCUAUGACAGGUUGGUUGCCAUUUGCCAUCCCUUGCAUUACACGGUUAUUAUGAAUCCCCGACUCUGUAGGCUGCUACUUUUGUCAUCUUGUUUUAUUAGCCUUUUAGUAUCCCAGUUGCACUGCUUAAUGGUAUCACAACUUACAUUCUGCACAUAUGUGGAAAUACCUAACUUCUUCUGUGACCCUUCACUACUCAUCAACCUUUCCUGUUCUGACACUUCUACCAGUACCAUGUUGAUGUAUUGUAUUAGUGCCAUCUUUGGUGGUGGUCCAGUCUCAGGGAUCCUUUUCUCUUAUACACGAAUUGUUUCCUCCAUUCUGAAAGUCCCAUCAUCAGGUGGGAAGUAUAAAGCCUUUUCUACCUGUGGCUCUCAUCUGUCAGUCGUUUGUUUAUUUUAUGGAUCAGGCCUUGGAGUGUACCUCAGUUCAGUUGUUUUACCUUCUCUUAAGAGGAGUGCAGUUGCCUCAGUGAUGUACACCAUUGUUGCCCCUAUGCUGAACCCCUUCAUCUACAGUUUGAGGAACAGGGACAUCAAGAGAGCACUGCAGAGGCUUCUUAGUAGAACAGUCUAUUUUUAA
This is a messenger RNA of Chrysochloris asiatica (Cape golden mole), 1008 nucleotides long. RefSeq names its product olfactory receptor 7E24-like. Gene Ontology annotation, biological process: G protein-coupled receptor signaling pathway. The record is from RefSeq and is a predicted model, not a curated record. The transcript has a single exon. Gene Ontology annotation, molecular function: G protein-coupled receptor activity; olfactory receptor activity. NCBI's taxonomy places the organism in Eukaryota, Metazoa, Chordata, Mammalia, Afrosoricida, Chrysochloridae. The coding region runs from base 1 to 1008 and encodes 335 amino acids. Gene Ontology annotation, cellular component: membrane.